Molecule: messenger RNA, 910 nt
Organism: Pectinophora gossypiella (pink bollworm)
Lineage: Eukaryota; Metazoa; Arthropoda; Insecta; Lepidoptera; Gelechiidae
Product: GATA zinc finger domain-containing protein 1
Exons: 3
Coding region: 97-849 (250 amino acids)
Biological process (GO): chromatin organization; regulation of DNA-templated transcription
Cellular component (GO): nucleus
Molecular function (GO): sequence-specific DNA binding; zinc ion binding
Source: RefSeq, a predicted model, not a curated record
CUGUCAAUGUGGCGUCCGAUUCCCAUUGUUUUGUGAUUAUGUUUUUGAAUUAAAUUCACCUUUUGACGAGCAUUUAUUGAUUAGAUUUGCUUAAAAAUGCCAAAACCAACAUGUGUUCAAUGUGGUACAAACGACUCUUUACUUUGGCGGAGCGCAGAAAACGGUCAAAUAUGCAAUGAAUGUCACAUAGCUAAUAAUGUAACUAAGGAGGUAAAAGUGGAGCUUACGGCUAUAAAAAUCGAGAGAGAAGAAGAUAAACAGGACCAGGAUGAUAAAAAUGGGAAAGAUGGGGCGUCUACGCCUGCUAAAGCUACAGGGAAGGGGACUAGAAAAAGUACAAGAGCGACCAGAUACAAGCCAAAAACGCCCGCCCCAACCCCCGUAAAACCGCCCGCACCACGGGGCAGAGGCCGUAGAAGUAUUUUUAAAAGGCAACCGCUCAAGGCUCCGACAGCCACAGCUACUGUAGUGACCAGUGAUUCUAUAUUUUUCAAGGGUAAUUACAUGCAAGUCGGUGACAUAGUGUCAAUGAUCGACAUAGAUGGUGGUACGUACUACGCACAGAUCCGAGGCUUCAUGACAGAUGAGUAUUGUGAGAAGAGCGCCGUCGUUACCUGGCUCCUGCCGACUAAAGCCAGUCCACCUCCUGAGAAAGGGUUUGACCCUGCCACUUAUAUUAUUGGUCCAGAAGAAGAACUGGCGCGGAAACUAGACGUAAUGGAUUUCGUAAUGCAUGCACCAUCAGACUACUACAAAGCUAGCAACAGUCCAUAUCCACUCGUUGACAAUGAAGUUAACAACUAUAAUGGCUAUAUCUGGACAAGCCUCGAGCCUAAAGAGAGGACGUAAUGUUUGUUUCUAUUGUAUUUGUAGUAGGUAUUAAAAAUUAAAUGUAAGAUUUUUUUAUUGA